Penicillium vulpinum is the source of this 1239-nucleotide messenger RNA. Its product is annotated as FluC/FEX family fluoride channel. Lineage: Eukaryota; Fungi; Ascomycota; Eurotiomycetes; Eurotiales; Aspergillaceae. The record is from RefSeq and is a predicted model, not a curated record. Gene Ontology annotation, biological process: fluoride transmembrane transport. The transcript has a single exon. The coding region runs from base 1 to 1239 and encodes 412 amino acids. Gene Ontology annotation, molecular function: fluoride transmembrane transporter activity. Gene Ontology annotation, cellular component: membrane.
AUGCCUUCAACUACCGCAGAGGUUAAUAACCCCUCGGAGUACAACAAUUACCCUUUGACAGAGGUCCCACAACCAAGGGACACUCCAAACGAAUCAUGGCCAAGCUCGGGUGACCACGCAGCGCCUGCACCACCACAUGCAUCUGCUGCGCCGCCCCUCUCCAAACACGCAACCCACAUCUACACCGUCUCCUAUUUAAUCUUCUUCUCAAUCCUGGGCACGCUAGCCCGUCUAGGCCUACAAGCACUGACGUUCUACACAGGUGCCCCCGUCGUGACAGGGGUGCUAUGGGCAAAUGUAGGCGGAAGCUUGGUAAUGGGAUUCCUGAGCGAGGACCAAAAUCUAUUCCGCGAAGAGUGGGGCAAAGAACCAACUACAGACGCAGUCGAGAACGAGCCUAAAAUCAAGAACCAGAAACACAAGGCCGUGAAGAAGACCAUCCCGCUGUAUAUUGGUCUGACGACCGGGUUCUGUGGUUGUUUCACCUCCUUCUCGUCCUUUAUGCGUGAUGUCUUCCUCGCCUUGGCAAAUGCGCUUCCUGAUUCAUCCCUGCCUAACGGAUCACAUAUCGCCUCUCGAAAUGGUGGGUAUAGCUUCAUGGCGCUGCUCGCUAUCAUUCUAAUCACCGUGUCGCUGAGCUUAUCGGCGCUCAUUUUCGGCGCGCAUCUUGCCCUGGCUCUAACUCGCGUUACACCCACUGUGCCCUUUGUGUUCACGCGACGAGUCCUCGACCGUGUUGUGGUUGUUCUUGGGUGGGGAUGCUGGCUCGGGGCCGUGUUCUUGGCCAUCUGGCCGCCAGACCGACAUCAUGGCCCAGAUGUGUGGCGUGGCCGGGCCGUAUUUGCUCUCGUCUUUGCGCCACUUGGCUGCCUUCUUCGGUUCUAUGUCUCGCUGCAUCUGAAUAGCAAGAUUCCAAGCUUCCCGCUCGGCACGUUUGUGGUUAAUAUGUUUGGGACUAUCAUUGAGGGUCUUUGCUAUGACUUACAGCAUGUUCGUGGUCUUGGAGCAGUAGUCCCUGCUGCUCUGACAGGUUGCCAGGUGUUGCAGGGUGUUAUGGAUGGAUUCUGCGGAAGCACGACUACUAUCAGUACUUGGGUUGCUGAGUUGAAAGGACUGGCUCAUCGGCGCCAUGCAUAUGUAUAUGGAAGUGCCAGCGUGCUUGUCGCGCUUGGGUUUUUGGUUGUUAUCAUGGGCUCGCUAUUGUGGACGCGUGGGUUUGACGAGCCUGUGUGUGGAUAG